AUGGCGCUGAGGAGAAUCAUCAAGGAGCUCAAGGACCUGCAGAGGGAUCCACCCACGUCCUGCAGCGCAGGGCCUGUGUCUGACGACAUGUUCCACUGGCAAGCGACCAUCAUAGGCCCCAGUGACAGCCCCUACUCGGGGGGCGUCUUCCUGGUCACCAUCCAUUUCCCUCCAGACUACCCUUUCAAGCCUCCCAAGGUGGCGUUCAAGACGAAGGUGUUCCACCCGAACAUCAACAGCAACGGGAACAUCUGCCUGGACAUCCUCAAGGAGCAGUGGAGCCCGGCCCUGACGGUCUCCAAGGUGCUGCUCUCCGUCUGCUCGCUGCUCACCGACCCCAACCCGGACGACCCGCUCGUCCCGGAGAUCGCCCACAUGUGCAAGACCGACCGACUCAGGUACGAGUCCACCGCCAGGGGAUGGACGCACAAGUACGCCAUGGGAUGA
Molecule: messenger RNA, 447 nt
Organism: Miscanthus lutarioriparius
Lineage: Eukaryota; Viridiplantae; Streptophyta; Magnoliopsida; Poales; Poaceae
Source: the annotation of a GenBank genome assembly